Molecule: messenger RNA, 1005 nt
Organism: Kluyveromyces marxianus DMKU3-1042
Lineage: Eukaryota; Fungi; Ascomycota; Saccharomycetes; Saccharomycetales; Saccharomycetaceae
Gene: SCS3
Product: Scs3p
Exons: 1
Coding region: 1-1005 (334 amino acids)
Biological process (GO): lipid droplet organization; phospholipid biosynthetic process; lipid storage
Cellular component (GO): endoplasmic reticulum membrane
Source: RefSeq, a predicted model, not a curated record
AUGAAUUAUACAUUCUUCUUACUAUGUCCGGUAUUGUUUGUUAUUGGAUAUGUAUUUCCGAUUAUACCAACGACCGUUGAUAAAGACGGACUAUUGAAUGUAUACUUCGUUAAAUUUGGUUGGUUUUGGACAUCUGUGGUAUCAGGUUUGUGUAUAGUACGUUAUUCGAGACUUGCCAAUCAUUGGAAGCGAUAUAUUUUACUUUCGCUAUGGUGGCUUGUUUUCACUCAAGAAGUGUUCGGAUUAACACCGUUAAUGGACCUUGUCUUCUUGAAGAGUGGCGGAUACUGUUCCUUUGAUGUCCUAGAUCAGAGUGACAACGUGCACCAUUUAAACUUGAAAUUCCAUGAUAAUGAGUAUAGGAGGUUAAGAGGGCUGCGACGUAUGAUUAAAUGGUUGGACAGUGUUGAUGGCAGCGAUUCUUUAAAGAAUGCCCUCCGUUCAAUUAUAAAGGAUGACAAGCUUGAUUACAACCCAGGAUUGAUCGGAGAACUCUCUGGGUUGUCUAGAUUAGUGAGAUCAAGCUCUGGGUGUUCGCGUGCUGGUGGCCAUUGGGUCGGUGGCCAUGAUCCCAGUGGACAUAUUUUCUUAAUUACUUUGAUGCUGAUGUUAAUGUUCGGAGAAUUGUCCCGCUAUCAGGAGCGGGCUUUUAGACAUCUUUCAAGGACUUACAAAAGGUUUUUCAAACGUGUUGGACAAUUUUGCAUACAACUUUUCGAUAACGGCGGCCUUGUAAAUGUCUUAAUGCAGGAUGGGGGCUCUCAAUGGUGGUACAAACUUUUUGUAAAACCUCCGCUAGCGUGCUAUAAAACGUUAGCUUCGUUGGCAUACCUGGUUGUGAAAUUUGUUAUAUGGGAAAACCCCAUUUUGUUGCUUCUAACUUUAACACUAAUGUGGUCAUACUCAUUUGUGGUAACUGUGAUGCUUUUCCAUACACUUCCAGAGCAACUUUCAGGAUUUUUAGCAGCGUACGUCGUUUGUAUUAUAGUUUAUCAAUUAGUAUAA